AUGGCUAUGGUCAACUUUGUCGAAUUUGCUGCAGAGGCCUCCCGUGGUGUGGUUCUCGCCACACUCUUUUUGUAUGCAAAGUCACUCGGUGGCACGUUAGGUUACAUGGGAUUACUUACGUCUCUCUUUUCAGUUGGACGCCUUAUUUCGUCAAUGCUGUUUGGAUGGAUGUGCGACCACUACUCCUUUCGCUCUGUCUACAUUGCAUCAUCCAGCUUUUGUCUAUUUGGCAAUGUAAUGUUUUUGCUGGCCGAGGGUCGCGCGGCUGGAGGCUUGAUUGUGCUUUCAGCAAGUCGCUUCAUUGUAGGGUUUGGAGCUGGCAACCGCAGCGUCUGCCGCGCAGAUGUGGCUGCCAUGACGACAGUCGGACAGCGAUUGCAGUACAUGACAAUUUUGUCCACAGUUGAGUUCUUGGCCUACGCACUUACACCAGGACUUGGAAGUUUAGUGGCCAGCAUUGAUACAUUCGUCUUUGGUAUUCAUAUGAAUCAAUUUACAGCACCGGGUGCCAUUUUAGUUAUGCUCAACGUCAUAUCCAUCUUUGGAUUGCUUUUCGGAUACGAUACGUCUGUGACUUCUACUGACGGUCCACAGAAUUCAGAGGCUAAAGUCCAAACCAGUCGCGACCAAGUGAGCCUGCCCGAUCGUGUCGUCUACAUUGGUGCGAUUGUAUAUAUAUUUUUAAAUUUUAACGCGAGGGGAAUGCUAUCCGUAUUCGAGACAGUAAACAUUCCACUUUUUCUCGACGUCACUGGAAAGGAUCCGAGCACAGUAGGCGCUGUUGUAGACGCGUCCAACUUUCAGUUUUAUCUGGGUUUACUUGGACUAGUUUCAUAUUUUUCAAUUGAAUACUUUCGCAACAGUAUCUCCGACGUGAUGUGGGUAUUACUGGGUUUUCUUUCACUACUUGCUGGCAACGUAAUUCUAGCAGUGGUGCCGGUUGCAAACCUGUCGCUCGGCCUUCUUGGCGUUGCAGAGAUGUUGGUGUGGAGUAUAGGUUGUCCUAUCACGACUGCGGUAGGUGUGGCCGCCUUCUCAAAGCUUUUAGGAGGGCGUCCGCAGGGUACGCUCAUGGGGUUAUUUGGCUCGGCCGCUUCGGCCUCGCGCAUUAUAUUGCCUCUCAUCCUAGGUACCAUCUCGGAGCUGACGCCAGUAUUCUGGGUUAACAUUUCGCUAAGUGUAUUGAGCGUUGUGGUCUUGUGGUGGUUUAAUCACCUUGUUAAACAAUCAAAGAUGGACUUGUUGUCGGUCGGCAGUGAAAUUGUGCAUCCACCCAGCGGUGUUGUCACUAAGGACUGGGCUUAA
Plasmopara halstedii is the source of this 1305-nucleotide messenger RNA. Its product is annotated as major facilitator superfamily. The transcript has a single exon. The coding region runs from base 1 to 1305 and encodes 434 amino acids. Gene Ontology annotation, molecular function: transmembrane transporter activity. The record is from RefSeq and is a predicted model, not a curated record. Gene Ontology annotation, biological process: transmembrane transport. NCBI's taxonomy places the organism in Eukaryota, Oomycota, Peronosporomycetes, Peronosporales, Peronosporaceae.